ACCUUUAGCAGCACAGCUUGGCACAGCUAAUCAUGUCUGGGGACACAAGCGGCAGCAACCUGUGCUCUGUGGAUUUCGAGAUAUAUGGACAUGUUCAGGGGGUCUGUUUUCGUAUGUGAUCUCGACCCCUAGUUCCUGUCACCACCACUGAACAGUCUGAAUGGCUCUGUACACAUCUCAACAGUUUAAAGGCACAAUUUGUAAGAUUUAAUGGCAUCUACUGAGCUACAGCGCCAUCCAAUUGAAGCUGCCUCUUCAACAUAAAAAACCAAAAGGCGCCCUCUAGAGUCAGUGUUUGGUUUGUCCGUUCUGGACCACUGUAGAAACAUGACAACACAACAUAGCAGCCUCUGUUGGAAGAAACCCGCUUCCUAUUACACAGAGAGAGAGGGACUCACCCUGGGUUUGGUGGGCUGGGUGAAGAACACUAACAGGGGGACAGUGGUGGGGCAGGUGCAGGGACCCCGUCAGCAGGUCAAAGAGAUGAAGGUGUGGCUGAGCAAGGAGGGAAGCCCCAGCAGCCGCAUCACCCGAGCCGUUUUCAAAAAUGAGAGGGACAUCUCCAAGCUGGAGCUCUCCGGCUUCUCCACCCGAUUCUGACGCACAAGAGAACCACGCGAAUGCUUCUGCUUCGUCGCCGCAACCACCAUCUUCCACAAAGUGAACUUGUUAUUGCCACUCCCACCACAGACAAUCCACCAUUUCUGUAAUUACAGCGUUUCCAUAAUUUAGGGUGCCCAAAAUGAAUAUAUGACAAUUAUGUUUUAAUUAUACUUGUAGCUUUGACCAUUUUGUAUGAAUAAUAAUUUAAAAAAUCUACUUGUUCUAUUGACUCUAAUGAUGUGACCAUUUCAUGAUCAAGCAUAAAGCAUAUUUGUUUCCUAACAAAUAUUCUAUGAAAGUAGCCAUAUAUGUGCUUAUAAGCCACAUGAUGGUUUACAGUGAAAUGAUCAGAUGUCUAAUGCAACGUGAGGAUGUUAGACUGAUGUUGUCACAAUAAUAAAUGGCAUAUUCUCUCUA
Molecule: messenger RNA, 1020 nt
Organism: Colossoma macropomum (tambaqui)
Lineage: Eukaryota; Metazoa; Chordata; Actinopteri; Characiformes; Serrasalmidae
Product: acylphosphatase-2-like
Exons: 6
Coding region: 328-600 (90 amino acids)
Molecular function (GO): acylphosphatase activity
Source: RefSeq, a predicted model, not a curated record